AUGGACGCGGAUAGUGCAGUGGUUAUCACCAUGCGUCACGCAUGCACAAAGGUGCAACUGGCUGAGGUUGCGGCGGUCAGAAGUUGCACGGCGUCAGUGAACCUGCUGGUGUGCCAUUUCGCCAUCGACAAAGAGGCGUUACCAUACAGGAACGAUCAAGGGAUCCCAUGUAAACCGUUAACCGAACGUGGGACUGGUAUCGAGCCACAGUGGAUUGUGGAAUUGAAAGAGAAGGCGGAGUACAAAGACACACAUGUGUGCUUCAAACCGGAGGUAUUUUACGCCUAUACUGUGCCUGGAGGAAUCUUACUAAUUACGACAACGAUCAGUACCGUAGUACUGGCCACAAUACAAUGCAGACAGGUGCAGAAAUUGAGGAGACGACACAUUGACAACAGGGAGGAUUACCUACUGGCCCCAUCGUCCAUCAUUGCAUCCGAAAUGACCCCACCAACGAAGCACGUGGAGGCUGCAGGAAGGUUGGAUAUUUUGGCAGAUUCCGCGUUUUACCGAGGCCAGGGACAGGCCUCAACCAGAGGAAGCCAUAAGCAGGCAAUAAUACAAGAUGGAUAUCAAAAACUGGCUAACGGUUUGCAGCCCAGCCUGAGAGCGUCGAAAGGCAGACCGAACACAACUAUGAGAGGAAGUUCACUGUGGCCACAAAAUAUGGGAGGGUCCGUCAGGAGAACACAAAAUCGCGGUAAUCGUCCUGAAGAGAUAAAUUAACUACACACACAAUGGUAUUUGAUUAAACAAACUGAUCACCAC
Messenger RNA from Dicrocoelium dendriticum, 768 nucleotides. The record is from the annotation of a GenBank genome assembly. Lineage: Eukaryota; Metazoa; Platyhelminthes; Trematoda; Plagiorchiida; Dicrocoeliidae.